AUGGUGUCAUUCAGAAUCCUCGCUGGUGGCUAUUACGAAGCCUUCAUCGCUGCGUAUAUUUUUAAUACCACUGGUCAGACCUCCACUCUGCAAUUGGCGAGUCGGUCGCGCACCGGAAAUGGACCCUCAUGGAUCGCCUUUCAUCCCCAGAACAGUAGCCUGCUCUACUCGGUGAACGAUAUUUGGAACAGCGGUUUCGUUCAGUCAUUCACCGUCCAGCCAGACGGGGUCCUCUCACCUGCUCUGGAUACAAUCGCCUCCGGCGGUAACAGCCCAGUCCACCUUGAGCCUCUGGCGUCGAAAGAACAGAUCGUCGUUGUCAACUACAGCGGCGGAAACGCAAAGGUCUUCAAUACAGCAGGCGCUCGAUUCCUGGCAGAUUCCGCUCAAACCAUCACGUUCCCCAAACCCCCAGGCGUUUUAAACUCGAACCCUCAUCAAGCAUACGAAUACGGAAACGAGAUUUUCAUACCUGAUCUGGGAGCCGAUACUAUCUGGCGACUGGUACCAAAUGACACGCCUGGUAGCAGGGAUUUGGUCAGACUCGCUGGGUCAAUUCCUCAACCUAAAGGAAGCGGGCCCCGCCACAUCUCCAUCCACAACGACCGGCUGUUCGUGCUUCACGAACUUUCCUCGACCCUCACGCUGCAGAGAAUCCCUGCUUUAGGAACCAACACUUCGGAUAUCAUUAGUACCUUGACGACCUUCCCCUCCGACGGGCCACAAAACCCCAGAUGGGCUGCAGCAGAGAUCCUGAUUCCCCCUACCACUGAACGAUUCCCGGUCCCGUACAUCUACAUUUCCAACAGGAACAAAGGCUUCAUUAAGGAUCCGCGAGGAGACUCGAUCGCCAUUUUCGAGCAUGUCGGGUUGGGAACUGCGAAUGAAGGGCUGCGUUUGGUCAAGCAGGUGUUUACUGGCCUUGAUCAGAUUCGGGGGAUGGAGUUCGGACCGGUCGAAACGGGUGGCGACGAAUUCUUGAUUGCUGGUGCGAGCGAGGGAGGUGCAGGGGUUGUGGUUCUGAGGAGGAUCGAUGGCGGUCGGGAUCUGGAGAUUGUUGCGAGGAAUAGCGAGGUUCGCACGAGGACCUCGUUUGUUUGGAUGAAGUGA
This is a messenger RNA of Coprinopsis cinerea okayama7#130, 1110 nucleotides long. RefSeq lists its product as hypothetical. Lineage: Eukaryota; Fungi; Basidiomycota; Agaricomycetes; Agaricales; Psathyrellaceae. The coding region runs from base 1 to 1110 and encodes 369 amino acids. The record is from RefSeq and is a predicted model, not a curated record. The transcript is spliced from 4 exons. Gene Ontology annotation, molecular function: protein binding; 6-phosphogluconolactonase activity.